UUUAUUUAUUUUCUACUUACAUCUUUGCCUAAAUGAUCAAGAAAUUGUAUUUUUAAACCUUAAAAUUUUUUUUUUUGGAAAAAUCUAACGCAAAAAAUUGUCUCUUAGUUUGGGCUUUAGCGGGAGAUCCAAUGGCCGGAAGACGCUGUGUGAUAUGCGGCGAGCAGCCACCCGAGAGGGACCACAAGGGAAACGAGGCCUACGCCUACCCCAAGACCGAGGACGAGGCCCGCAUCUGGCAGGCGAGCAUGGGGGCCAAGGGGUGCUGCGUGGAGAGCAUCCAGCAGCAGUGCUGCGUCUGUGUCCAGCACAUCCCGGAGUUCGUGAAGCGGGCGAAGCGGGUGGGCCGAAGGAUUCGGAACCAGGAACGCAACAAGGAUAGGAGGCGCGAGGAGCUGAUGGCCAUGGCCGGCGCCGGCUGUAUGUGUCCCGACGGAGACACGCCGGGUCCGGAUCGGCCAACAGUCAACGUUCUACUCCUCAACGGGGCCUCCCUGCCCACGUACUGCGGCAAGGGGCAAGCGACCGAGAAUCUGUGCCAAGCCCCAGAGGCGGACGGUGAUUCUGGCAUGAAGCUCAUCAAGCGGGUCAACGGCAAGGAGUCGGACACGGAGAUAUUCGUCCAGGAGUCGGGCUUCGUCGACACGGGCGGCAAGCAUCCCGACAUCGACGGCACCGAGAUGACCGUGCUGCGUGCUCCCACCCAAGACGACGAACACAUGGAACAGUUCCACAAGGACUAUCUGGAGGAAGAGAAGAAGCACGCCAAGGGCCUGAGGGCCCGCCGGAACAUGUGCAUGCCGAACUGCACGGACGUCCUGCUCCUGGCCCGCGGCCGGAACCCCGCCGACGAGUGCCCCUGCAAGUGCGAACAGUGCUCGAGGCCCUCCGAACUGGCGGAAGACGGCGAGUGCUGUAAUCCGCCCUGCUGCCCGGACACUCAGCCGGAGUACUACACCCAGCCGCCCUGCGGCUGCGAGUGCGAGCAGCAGGUGCGGCGCGAACUGGGCCGGGUCAUCAAGACGCAGACCCAGCGGAUCAAGGAGCUGGAGAACCGACUCUGCCGCCAGAACAACAUGCGCAGCUGCCUCCAGCGGAAGCUCGACGAGCUGUACUGCGAAUUUGGCAAGCUGGACGAGGACCAGGGCGAGGGCAGUAAGGCCCUACUUAGUUGCCCGGGCCCAGACUGCGCCUCAGUUGUGGUGGCGUCGCCACCAGAGCCAAUAUCGCCGCCGACACUGAAGGAGGCCCCACUAAUACCGAAGCUGCCACGGUUCCGACGCUCCAACCACAAAUUGGCGCCCCCGCCACCGCCACCGCCGGAGGAGGAGGACUCAUCGGACGAUGAGUUUGACGGAGAGUCGUUCGAGCGGGUUCACUGGAUGUCCAAGCGGAAUACGAAAACGAGUAAAGCUCGGAAGACUCGUCGGCCCGAUUGGACCAACACCUUAGAGCCGGGCACUCUAACGUCCAUGAGUCGCAGCACCAUGUCGAUCCGCUUCGGACACAAUGUCGUCCCCAGCACGUUGUCCCUUCAGCCGUCUGACAAGUCGAGGUCGCUCGGAUCGCGUCCUUGAUGUCCCAGCCACUGUUUCCUUUACAUGCCACUCCCCAUUCUCCAUUCUGUGUGCCCAAAGCAAUCAUGCAAAAAUUUAAAUAUAUUCUUUUUCCGGUUCUGUGCAAA
Messenger RNA from Drosophila ananassae, 1684 nucleotides. RefSeq lists its product as uncharacterized. The record is from RefSeq and is a predicted model, not a curated record. The coding region runs from base 132 to 1577 and encodes 481 amino acids. Lineage: Eukaryota; Metazoa; Arthropoda; Insecta; Diptera; Drosophilidae. The transcript has 2 exons.